Neopsephotus bourkii (Bourke's parrot) is the source of this 699-nucleotide messenger RNA. It is a transcript of the gene DAZAP2, whose product is annotated as DAZ associated protein 2. The transcript is spliced from 4 exons. NCBI's taxonomy places the organism in Eukaryota, Metazoa, Chordata, Aves, Psittaciformes, Psittacidae. The record is from RefSeq and is a predicted model, not a curated record. Bases 129 to 629 code for a protein of 166 amino acids.
GCACGCUUCCUGCUCCCCCCACCCCCAUCCCCCCUUCCGCGGCCUUCCCCCUCCCGCAGCGCCGCGGUGACACCGAGCGGGGAGCGCGCGGCGCGGGCACAGCGGGACCCGCCGGAGCCGCCGCCGCCAUGAACGGCAAAGGACAAUAUCCCACCCAGCCCUCCUACCCUGUGCAGGCUCCGGCCAGCGCCGCCGUGUACCCACAGAGCGUGCCCCUGCCGCAGCCGCCGCCCUACACAGAUGCACCUCCUGCUUACUCCGAGCUUUACCGUCCCAGCUUCGUGCCGCUGGGGGCUGCCACCGUGCCCACCAUGUCUGCAGCAUACCCGGGGGUCUUCCUGCCCAUGGCCCAGUCGGUGGCCGUGGGGCCGCUCAGCUCCUCGGUGCCCAUGGCAUACUAUCCCGUGGGACCGGUUUAUCCCCCGGGAUCCACAGUCCUUGUUGAAGGUGGCUUUGAUGCUGGAGCGAGGUUUGGAGCUGGUGGAACCGCCAGCAUCCCUCCCCCCCCUCCUGGCUGCCCCCCCAAUGCCGCCCAGCUGGCCGUGAUGCAGGGAGCCAACGUCUUGGUGACACAACGGAAGGGCAACUUCUUCCUGGGAGGCUCAGACGGCGGCUACACUAUCUGGUGAAGAAGGAAGGGGAAGGGGGGGAGAGGGGGGGCUACAUUUGUGUAAGGAAAGACAUCACAUUCUGUCAGCA